This is a messenger RNA of Fundulus heteroclitus (mummichog), 3937 nucleotides long. RefSeq names its product structural maintenance of chromosomes 2 (gene smc2). The record is from RefSeq and is a predicted model, not a curated record. The transcript is spliced from 25 exons. Gene Ontology annotation, cellular component: chromosome. Lineage: Eukaryota; Metazoa; Chordata; Actinopteri; Cyprinodontiformes; Fundulidae. Gene Ontology annotation, molecular function: ATP hydrolysis activity; ATP binding; protein binding. Gene Ontology annotation, biological process: chromosome organization. The coding region runs from base 135 to 3737 and encodes 1200 amino acids.
CCAAAAUUUAAGUAGAGACGGGGUUGUCAGUUGCAAAACACUGGACUGCAGCCGUGUCCCUGCGUAUAUUUACGCCUCGGUCCGUCUUCAUCUUGAUCUAGCCUACGGGAUCUGCGGAGAGAGAGGGCAGAAAGAUGUACAUCAAGUCUAUCAUCAUCGAAGGAUUUAAAUCCUACGCCCAGAGGACGGAAAUCAACGGCUUCGAUCCGCUCUUCAACGCGAUCACAGGACUGAACGGCAGCGGAAAGUCCAACAUCCUCGACUCCAUCUGCUUCGUCCUGGGCAUUUCCAACCUCAGCCAUGUGCGAGCCUCCAACCUGCAGGACCUGGUGUAUAAAAACGGACAGGGUGGCAUCACUAAAGCCACUGUUUCUAUUACGUUUGACAACUCCAACAAAAGCCAGAGUCCUCUGGGGUUUGAGACCCACGAUGAAAUCACCGUCACCAGACAGGUGGUGAUCGGUGGCAGGAACAAGUACCUCAUCAAUGGAGUCAACGCCAACAACACCCGGGUGCAGGACCUGUUCUGCUCAGUCGGUCUUAACGUUAACAACCCACAUUUCCUCAUCAUGCAGGGGCGGAUCACCAAGGUCCUGAACAUGAAGCCGCUGGAGAUCCUCGCCAUGAUCGAGGAGGCGGCCGGCACCAGGAUGUACGAGUGUAAAAAGCUCGGCGCCCAGAAGACCAUCGAGAAGAAGGAAGCCAAACUAAAGGAGAUUCAGACUAUUCUGGAUGAGGAAAUCACUCCAACCAUGCAGAAACUGCAAGAAGAGCGAUCAUCUUAUCUGGAGUACCAGAAGCUGAUGCGUGAGAUCCAGCACCUGUCUCGCCUCUAUGUGGCCUGGCUGUUCGUGUGCGCCGAGGAGACCAAGAUGAAGUCCGCGGAGAACCUGAAGGUGAUGCAGGACAACAUCGCCCAGAUGCAAGCCAACAUGGCCGAGAACGAGAACAAAAUCCACGAGCUCUCCGCCCAGAUCCAGGAGCUGGAGAAGAAAAGAGACCAGGAGCUGAUCGGCGUGCUGAAAACCCUGGAGGCCACUCUAGCCGACGCCCAGCGGGUGGACGCCAAAGCCCAAAGCAAGCUGGACAUAAAGAAGCAGAACCUCAAAGAUGAGACCAAGAAGCGAAAGGAGCUCGUGAAGAGCAUGGAAGAAGACAAGAAGACGCUGGAGGUGAAGGAGAAGCAGCUGUCCAAGUUGGCCGAGCAGCUCCGGGCCGUUCAGGAGGAGGGGCAGGAGGACGGCGCCGCCCUGGAGGCCGCCGAGCAGCACCUGCGGGCCGUGCUGGCCGGUCUGUCCACCAACGAGGACGGCGAGGCGGAGACGCUCGCCGGCCAGAUGAUAGCCUGCAAGAACAGCAUGAGCAAGGCGGAGACGGAGGCCAAGAUGGCCCAAAUGACCCUGAAGCACGCCCAGGCUGAGCUGAAGUCCAAACAGGCUGAGGUGACCAAGAUGGACAGCGGCUACAAGAAGGACCAGGACGCCCUGCAGGCCGUCAGGAAGUCCACGGAGAAGCUGCAGGCGGAGCUGGCCAAGUUCAACUACGAAGAUGGGAAGGAGGAAAGGCUGCUGGAGCAGAGGCGGGAUCUGUCCAGACAGGUGUCUCAGCUCAAAGGGACCUACGAGCGCCUCAUGUCCCGCUUCCCCAACCUGCGCUUUGACUACAAGGAUCCAGAGGCCGGGUGGGACCGCAGCAAGGUGAAGGGGCUGCUGGCCAACCUGAUCACGGUCAGCGACGUCACCUACGCCACCGCGCUGGAGGUCGUUGCCGGAAACCGGCUGUACAACAUCGUUGUCGACACGGAGGUGACGGGCAAGAAGCUGCUGGAGAAGGGAGAGCUGCAGCGGCGCUACACCAUCAUCCCCCUGAACAAGAUCUCCGCCAAGACGCUCAACGACAAAGUGAUCAACACGGCGAAGGGCCUGGUUGGAAAGGAGAACGUCCACACGGCCCUGUCCCUGGUGGGCUACGAGGCCGACGUGCGGAAAGCCAUGGAGUACGUGUUCGGCUCCACCCUGGUGUGCGACACCCUGGACAACGCCAAAAGGGUGGCGUUCGACAAGCAGGUCAUGAUUAAGACGGUCACGCUCGGAGGGGACAUCUUCGACCCUCAGGGAACUCUGAGUGGAGGUGCCCGCUCUCAGUCGGCGUCGAUCCUGUCGAGCCUGCAGGAGGUGAAGGACGUCCAGAGCAGCCUGAGCGAGAAGGAGGCCCAGCUGCAGGACGUGGAGCGCCAGCUGGCCGGCCUCAAAGGGACCGCCGAGAAGUACCGGCAGCUGAAGCAGCAGUACGACCUGAAGGUGGAGGAGGAGCGCAUCCUGCAGGUCAAAGUGCAGCAGAGCUCCUUCUACUACCAGCAGGAGGAGCUGGAGGGUCUGCGCAAGGCCAUAGCGGAGAGCGAGGAGACGCUGCGCGUCACCAAGGAGGUGCAGAAGCGGGCCGAGGAGAAAUGCAAGGUGCUGGAGAGCAAGAUGAAAAACGCCAAGGCGGAGCGGGAGAAGGAGCUGAAGGGAGCCCAGGAGCGGCUGAACGCGGCCAAGGCCAAAGCGGACGCCUUCAACAAGAAGCUGAAGCAGAAGCAGCAGGAGUCCGACACGGUGGCCCUGGAGCUGGAGGAGCUGCAGAAGGAGCAGGCUGGCUACGAGCAGCAGAUCCAGGCCGUAGACGAGGCCAUGAAGGCCAUCCAGGAGCAGAUCGACGACAUGGCCUGCACCGUGUCCCAGAACAAGGAGGCGCUGCGUGAAGCAGAGGAGGAGGUGACCAAGCAGAAGGAGGUGAUCGUGGCCCACGACCAUCAGUUCAAGGAAAAAAGCACGGAGGUGAACAAGAUCAGGGAGAACAACCACAAAACGCAGCUGAAGAUCAGGGAGCUGGAGCACAACAUCAGCAAGCACCACAAAGAGAGCCAGGAGGCCGCCGACAAGGUGGCCCGGAUGCUGGAGGAACACGACUGGAUCCACUCGGAGCGGCAGUUCUUCGGCAAGCCCAACACGUCCUACGACUUCAAGACGAACAACCCCCGCGAGGCCGGCAAGCGCCUGAAGAAGCUGGAGGAGACCACGGGCAAGCUGGAGAGGGUCAUCAACAAGAGGGCCAUGAACAUGCUCAACGAGGCGGAGGAAAGGUACAACGACCUGAUGAAGAAGAAGAGGAUCGUGGAGAACGACAAGGCGAAGAUCCUGCAGACCAUCACGGAGCUGGACCAGAAGAAGAACGAGGCUCUCAACGUGGCGUGGCAGAAGGUAAACAAGGACUUCGGCUCCAUUUUCUCCACCCUGCUGCCCGGAGCCACAGCCAAGCUGGCUCCUCCCCAGGGAUGUGGCGUCCUGGACGGCCUGGAGUUCAAAGUGGCUUUGGGCGACACCUGGAAGGAGAACCUCUCUGAACUCAGCGGCGGGCAGAGGUCCCUCGUGGCUUUGUCUCUCAUUCUGGCCAUGCUGCUCUUCAAACCCGCUCCCAUCUACAUCCUGGAUGAGGUGGACGCCGCUCUGGACCUGUCGCACACGCAGAACAUCGGACAGAUGCUGCGCAGACACUUCACGCACUCUCAGUUCGUGGUGGUGUCCCUCAAAGACGGGAUGUUCGCCAACGCCAACGUCCUGUUCAAGACCAAGUUCGUCGACGGCAUGUCCACGGUGUCGCGGACGGCACUCAGCCAGAGCGAGGCCGCCGUUCCCCUCAAAGCCACGGACAAGGCCCGUCAGAAGGACAAGAGGAACAGGCAGCUCAUCAGCUAAUGGCCGCCGCCAUCUUUCACCCGUUUCCUAUAAAAUGUUAGCAACUUUCCCUACGUGGACAGUAACUGCUUUGUUUGUCCUUUUAUAGAAAUAGCAUCUUAAUGUUUCUCAUCCUGUCCUGUGCUUUUUCAUGUUCCUUUCUUUUAAAUCAAGCUGAUGGAUCUAUAUGUGUUUUUGUAAAUAAAGCAAGUAACCCGCCA